GUUAUGACGCGUUCAGCUGAUUCCGCUCCAAGCCGUCCAUGGGCUGUCCAAAUCCCCCACACAUUGUAAAUUACAUUUGACAUGAAAUGCUAACAUAUACCAGUUAAAAUUAAAAAGGCGAAAUCUAAUACUGAACGCAAGUGACCUUCAGUCGCAGCUAUCAAUAUGAUGCGGUUCAUGCUGCUGUUCAGCCGGCAGGGGAAGCUGCGACUCCAGAAGUGGUACACGGCCACGGCGGAGCGCGACAAGAAGAAGAUGGUGCGCGAGCUCAUGCAGGUGGUGCUCGCCAGGAAACCCAAGAUGUGCAGCUUCUUAGAGUGGCGGGACCUGAAGAUUGUGUACAAGAGGUAUGCCAGUCUGUAUUUCUGUUGUGCGGUGGAAGAGCAGGACAAUGAACUCAUUACCCUGGAGGUCAUCCACCGUUUUGUGGAGCUGCUGGAUAAGUACUUUGGCAGCGUGUGCGAGCUGGACAUCAUAUUUAACUUCGAGAAGGCCUACUUCAUCUUAGACGAGUUUCUGAUGGGAGGCGAAAUCCAGGACACUUCCAAAAAGAGUGUGCUGAAGGCCAUCGAGCAAGCAGACCUGCUACAAGAGGAGGACGAGUCCCCCAGGAGCGUGCUGGAGGAGAUGGGCCUGGCGUAAUAUCUGCCCGGCGGCGGCGGCGGCGGCGACGCAAAAGGGGGUACAAGCAGAGGACUUUGUCGUGUCGGUGCUGAACUUGAGAGGACUGAAACCCUGUCACACAAGGACAGAGAGCGAUGGGGCGGUUAGCACUGGAGUAUGUGGUGAGGAAGGGUUGGAGAAGGG
Sardina pilchardus (European sardine) is the source of this 807-nucleotide messenger RNA. RefSeq names its product adaptor related protein complex 1 subunit sigma 1 (gene ap1s1). The transcript is spliced from 5 exons. The record is from RefSeq and is a predicted model, not a curated record. NCBI's taxonomy places the organism in Eukaryota, Metazoa, Chordata, Actinopteri, Clupeiformes, Clupeidae. The coding region runs from base 166 to 642 and encodes 158 amino acids. Gene Ontology annotation, cellular component: intracellular membrane-bounded organelle; membrane coat; AP-1 adaptor complex. Gene Ontology annotation, biological process: intracellular protein transport; vesicle-mediated transport. Gene Ontology annotation, molecular function: clathrin-cargo adaptor activity.